Molecule: messenger RNA, 582 nt
Organism: Lentinula edodes (shiitake mushroom)
Lineage: Eukaryota; Fungi; Basidiomycota; Agaricomycetes; Agaricales; Omphalotaceae
Exons: 5
Coding region: 1-582 (193 amino acids)
Source: RefSeq, a predicted model, not a curated record
AUGGCUUCCUUCGACUCCAAUUCAAACGACAAAUUUGACAGUACUGGACCUGCCUCUCGGAAUCGUCAAGUUCAGUUCGGCCAGUCCGACACCGUUAGUUCUGGAAUGGCUGGCGUCGGCGCCGGAGGGUACAACGACCAACAGAACCAGACUUCAGGCCGUGACCAAUUUUCGAGUAGCGCGAACAAUGAUGACUCGUUCGGGGCCGACUCUCAAACUGGUCAAGGAUACGGCGCUAGUACCAACCAAUCUGACUACGCGCAGAGCUAUGGCGAUACCACUGGUUCUCAACAAGGAUCGCAGGGGACAGGCAACGGAAACGGAUCUGUAAACGAAUUCGAAAACAACAACCAUUCGGCUGGUAACUAUGGUUCUGGAAAUGAUAACACCUCAAGUGGAUAUGGCACCAGCGAUGAUUUUUCUGGUAAUCGAAAUGAUAACUCGUACGGUUCUGAGAAUACCAAGCCUAGUUUUGGGGACAAAAUGAAAGGUACUGCUGAAGUUGCAGCUGGUAAAGUCACAAGGAACAGUGGCAUGGUAGAGAGAGGCCAGGAGAGAAAGGUUGAAGGCAACAACUUUUGA